UUCCACUGAACUUUUCUUUCGGCAUUGGUUCAUCUGGUCUCUGUUUCUCCGCGCGAUGAUUACUAGCCCAUGUUGAGGUUCUGCUACUUACAGCCCCCAAAUUGACCUCCAAACACCUUCCAUAUGCAGCGGUGGCUGAUACGCCAAAGCGAGCGCAACUGCCAUAGUGCAUGUCACUCCGCAAAUACUGUUACAGCACCCUGCUACCUAGCUAACCGAGCUGCGGCACGGUACCAGCACUGCCUACCAGCGAGUCUCAUCAAAGCUUGAGGAAGUACGUCAAAUACCCUCUCAAAGCCACAUACAUGCUUGAGCACCCCCUUUUUUUUUCUUUUUUUUCUUUUUUUCUGAAGCUUACCAUCAUCUGCUCAAUCUUUUUUCAAUCCGUUUACUGUUUCUUCAAGAACCGCUAUUUGAGCAGAGCGUAAUAUGCAUCAAAAGAGCAAAAACGUAGGUCCUCUAUGGCACAUCCAAGUCUGCUCAAGCCCGUCAGCAUCGCGCCAGAAGCUUUUGGUUCCAGGUGCAUACCGAGAUUCCCAGAGCCCUGAACCUUUGGACGACGAAUUCCAUGACGAAAAUGAGGCUCAUUUCCACAACGAUUCCGGGCUCAGGAAAUCAUCCUGUCGACCAUCGAAAAACCCUACAACCCCCACCCGUACAAGCGUGAACCCCCCCAGAGCGCCUGCAUCUGAUCCUGGACCUCGCCUGCGCGCACAAGAAACCCUGAUUCACGACAGAAGUCCCAUCACGGAAACGAAGCUUCAAGCCCCAUGUGGGAAAAUGUAUGCCCGGGUGUCAGCCUGCGAUAGACAUCAGAUCGGAUGUCGGAAGUGCCAGAUCAAGCUCUACGGAAGCCCCGAGAAGUCUGCAGAGCAGAUUAUUCCCAUGCCAGACAUCGCAGACAUCUCAGGCCGGCAGAGUUCCGACGCAGCUAGACCUAGCAAUAUGAAUACAGAAAAGGACGAUAAAAGUCGCGUCGAGGAAGAAGUACAUCGGACGUCAGAAGAACCCGGGCAAAGACCAAGGAAACCGGACUUUGCUGUUUCGUACGACUUGCACAAAAAACUCAAAAGCGGAUUAAAGGACAGGGUUAGCUUAAAAGAGAGUGAUGGACUUCUCUACUUCCUUCAAGUUCCGCAAAGGCCUGGUAUUGUGAAAUUGGGUUUCACCCAAGACGAGUUCAAACGUGGCAAACAACAUAAGCAGAAAUGUAAACUGGAGACGAUCCACGCCAAUAUUUCGAUACAAUUCGCAAAAAUGAAAAUCGCCGAAAAGUUUAUGAAGAUCGAGCUGGACCACCUGAAGGCACCUUGGUACUGCGGUGAAUGCCGUAUAGAACAUAAGGAGUGGUUUAAAGUCGAUAUUAAGCAAGUCGACCAACUAGCGGAAAGAUGGAGGAGAUGGAUCAAUGACGAGUUCCCUUACAAUGAGCUAGGUACUCUUAAAGAGUCUUGGAAAUGGUUCAUUGAACACGAGAUGCCCAGAGAAAAAGAUAUCAAAAAGUUUACGCAUGAUUUUCGGUGGAACCACUGGAACCGUAUUUUGGCACACACCAGCAAUGCCGUAGACGAACAAUGGCGAAAUUCCAAACAGAAACAUCUCUCCGGAGAGCCCCCUAAUAGGUACGACGUAUCCCAUUCCAAUGCGAAGUCUGUAGCAGGACUGCGCUACAACAACACAGUCACCGUGGAGAUCGUUGUUGUUCUAUUGUUGAUAUGGGCUUUUCUCAACUUCUCCGACAUGUUUUGAGGCGUUGUUACUACAUAUUAUCCCCACU
Messenger RNA from Periconia digitata, 1777 nucleotides. NCBI's taxonomy places the organism in Eukaryota, Fungi, Ascomycota, Dothideomycetes, Pleosporales, Periconiaceae. The record is from the annotation of a GenBank genome assembly.